GCGUCUGUUAACGUUGGAGUACUCUGUGAAAUUCUGAAAAAUUUACAGUAUUCUCAGAUUUGUCCCAUUCAAAGGAACACACAGGUCUGACCAUCUAGAAGUUUUGCAGAAGAAACCUGUAUAUGGGAAUCUGUGAGACUGUAAGAAACACUCUUGCAGGGUGAAAGAUCAAACAAUGAUUAAAUCUUUCAAGGAAAACAAUGAAAAUGUCUCUGUUGAAUAGACUGAGAAUGGUGAUACCAAAGGCAAAAAGUAUAUUUGCAAUUAAUGCUGACUUUGCACAAGAAGAAGAGAAUGCAUCAAGUCCUGAGACCCCACCUCCUUCGACUCCAAUUUCUGCCAAAGUUAACAAGAUUGUGAAGAACCAAAGAGCUUUAAUUCCAAAUAAAAAUGAAACACCCACCAGAGAAAAUAGAGUUAGGACUUCUAGACCACGACCCAGUCAACCUCCGGAGCACACAGUACUUCCCACUAUGCAGCAGAAGCAACAUCAGCAACAAAGUGCUGCUCGUAAAAAAUCCAACUGUGUAAGGGAAGUUGAAAAGCUGCAGAAGAGGAGAGAGCGGCGGAGGGUGCAGCAACAAGAGAUGAGAGAAAAGAAAGCACAGGAGGUUGAUGCUACAAAUCCAAACUAUGAAAUCAUGUACAUGAUAAGAGAGUUUCGGGCAAGUCUUGACUACAGACCACUAACUGAAGCUGAUCUGGUCAAAGAACACAGGAUAUGCGUCUGUGUACGGAAACGUCCACUAAAUAAGAAAGAAGCCACGGUUAAAGACUUUGAUGUUAUUACCAUCCCCAACAAGGACAUAGUGAUGGUGCACGAGCCAAAACAAAAGGUGGAUUUGACAAGAUACUUGGAAAAUCAGACCUUCCGCUUUGAUUAUGCUUUUGAUGACUCAACAACAAAUGAAAUGGUUUACAGUUUUACAGCCAGACCUCUUGUGGAAACCAUCUUUGAAAAAGGAAUGGCUACUUGUUUUGCUUAUGGACAAACGGGAAGUGGCAAAACACAUACAAUGGGUGGUGAUUUUUCUGGAAAGAGUCAGGAUUGUUCUAAAGGAAUAUAUGCAUUAGCUGCACAGGAUGUGUUUCUAAUGCAGAAGAAGCCUUACUACAAGAAACUUGAUCUUCAAGUGUAUGCAACAUUUUUUGAAAUUUACAGUGGCAAGGUUUAUGAUUUGUUGAAUCAAAAAACCAAGUUAAGAGUUCUGGAGGAUGGGAAGCAGCAAGUCCAGGUAGUAGGAUUACAGGAAUGUGAGGUGAAAUGCAUGGAAGAUGUUUUAAAGCUGAUUGAGAUGGGGAACAGCUGUAGAACUUCUGGACAGACGUCUGCCAAUGCUCAUUCUUCAAGAAGUCAUGCAGUGUUCCAGAUUAUACUUCGAAGAAAUGGAAAGAUUCAUGGAAAAUUUUCACUAAUUGAUCUUGCUGGCAAUGAGAGGGGGGUAGAUACGCUGAGUGCAGAUCGACAAACGAGGCUUGAAGGUGCUGAGAUAAAUAAAAGUCUUCUGGCACUCAAGGAAUGUAUUAGAGCCUUGGGCCGCAACAAGCCGCAUACUCCCUUCAGAGCAAGUAAACUGACACAAGUGUUGAGAGACUCCUUCAUUGGCGAGAACUCAAGGACAUGCAUGAUUGCUACAAUAUCCCCAGGAAUGGCCUCAUGUGAAAAUACAUUGAACACUUUAAGAUACGCAAAUAGAGUGAAGGAGCUGACAGUGGAGCCCACUGAAGGAAAGCCCAAUGCCAAUACUGUCAGUCAGUUUGAUGUUUUGGACGCUCCUUGGGAUGUUCGAAGCUCAGCUCAUGGAGAUGAUCUUAAGCUAUUCUCUGAACAAACUGAACCUGUAAAAUGGAUAGAGGGUGAAAAAACAAUGCUGGAAAUGGCUGAAGAAGUGGACUAUGAUUUGGAUUCCUAUGAUGUGCCACAUGAAGAAAUUCUGGACCAGAACUUUGACAUUACAACUGAACUUAGAGAAAGCAUGGAUUUGCGUCAAAGAAGCUAUGAUUUAGGAGUUCAGAUUGGCUAUCAGCGUCGGAAUAAAGAUGUGCUGGCUUGGGUAAAAAAAUGCAAGAGAACUAUACGCAGGGAGGACUUGAUCAGCUUCCUGUAUGGUAAUGUUCCGCCUCUGAGGAGUUCUAAGGCUCCUUCAAGACUCGCUGUCAUGUCUCCGAACAGACCUCGUUCAACAGAAACAAGUUCUUCUGUAGAAUUUGAUCUUCAGUCUUGUCACGAUGGCGAAGGUGUACACCCCACUAAGUUUUUAGACCAGCCUUUUCCUACGAAUAAAAAAGGGUUAAAGGGAGCCGGAGCCUAUCCCAGGUGUAUGAAGCACAAGGCUGCAAUCAAGCCCGGACAGGAUUCAAGUCCCUCAAGGGGCACACCAGUGCAUUCGCCCACAGUGACCAAACAAAGGGCCAAAAUAGAGUGACUGUGCAAGUGAACCAGCAUUCCUGUGCUGUGAGAGGAGAAAGGCUACACACUCACAACAUGCAAGCUUCACACAGACUGGGACUGGCCAGGAGUCAAAUGCAUGUUAAGAUGGUGAGGUGUUACCACUCUGAAAUUUAGUUGUUUUUUGUUUUGUUCACAUCAUGGAUGGGGAAAAUUGUUUAGAGAGAUUGCACUGAGGAGAUACUGAAAGCCUUCUUUACCUUGGUCAUGUUUAGCUGUGGCUUUACUCCGUGGAUGUUCCAAUUGAGCCACUUACAUGUUAAAACAAAAUACUGCUCCUUUUUGUUCAAAAACUCCAUAAAUGAAGUGGAGCAAUAUGGCUUUGUAAUGCAAAAGACUCCUGAUGGGUAUUUACAGAAAAUUAAAAAAAAAAAAAACAAUCUCUAAAAUAAUAAGCGGUGGUAAUAAAAGGUUUCUUUGAACAAAAAAGUAAACCCAUGUUUCAUUUGGGUAAUAAGAAAAUGAGUUUUGUGUUGGGGACAGGCAAUGUGCUUCACCCUAACCGCUGGCUGUUUUAAGAUGGCUGCAGCCGCGCAUUAUAGUCUUUCUGCUCAUUUUGUGUGCCUUGUGUAAUAAGUAGAAUUGUGAUAAGAAGGUUAAAACGCUGGACAAACCUUUGCUCCCCUGAUCAUUUAAACUGGCAAUGAGGAUGAUGGAUGUCUUGAAUGUUGUACUUGCCGUAACUGCAGUCAUAAAUGUACUGAGCUAAACCAUUGUGUCCAACAUUUAUCGAUCAUGAAUUUCACAAUUUGUGCUCCUGCAGCUGUGGUGGAGAAUAAAAAGUAAAAGAUGAAGGCUGGCCGUCUCUAAACAAUGAAAGAAGUCAGCUGGGCUGAAGAGGGAGAUGUGGUGUUUAAUGCACAAGACCAGAAUGGCACAUCUAUGUCUCUCUCUAAUAUCCAUCAUCGCUGUGUAAUUGUAAGGAUUAUUAAAUAUGUACUACAGAGCGGGACUAACGAUUUUUGCAGACAAAAUGAGAACAUUUGCUCCCAUCAGUGUCAUUUGUUCAGCGUAUAGCUGUGUCGCCGUUGCUUCCAGUUGACAUGUCUACAUGUCUAGUGAAUGAUUUAUUUAUGAGGAUAGGUUUAAUCCCAGAAGCGCAUGAACGAGGGGGAACUUUUUUUCCAAUUGA
This is a messenger RNA of Polypterus senegalus (gray bichir), 3581 nucleotides long. Its product is annotated as kinesin-like protein KIF2A. The coding region runs from base 201 to 2426 and encodes 741 amino acids. Gene Ontology annotation, molecular function: ATP binding; microtubule motor activity; microtubule binding. NCBI's taxonomy places the organism in Eukaryota, Metazoa, Chordata, Cladistia, Polypteriformes, Polypteridae. The transcript has 21 exons. Gene Ontology annotation, biological process: microtubule-based movement. The record is from RefSeq and is a predicted model, not a curated record.